CAGCCCGGCGAUGUAUUUACAGUGGUCAUGGCCAUUUUGCUGGGAUCAUAUUUCCUGGGUGUUAUUAGCCCACAUCUGAUGGUACUUCUCAACGCUCGCGUAGCUGCUGGCUCCAUAUAUCAAACGAUUGAUCGGAACGUUCAUUUUCGAUAUCCAACACGAAAAAAUGUCAAAGUACUGAAUGGCUUGGAUUUGGUUGUUGAGCCAGGUCAAACAGUCGCCCUUGUUGGACACAGCGGCUGCGGCAAGUCGACAUUGGUUGGACUUAUUACGAGGCUGUAUGAAGCAGAAUCUGGAACGGUCACUAUUGAUGGAUAUGACGUACGUCAUGUGAAUAUUGAAUGGUUAAGAAAUGUGGUCGGUGUUGUGCAGCAAGAGCCUGUUCUGUUCAGCGACACAAUCGAAGCAAAUUUGAAAGCGGGAAAUUCGAAUGCCAGUCAACAGCUAAUCGUCGAAGCGUGUCGCACAGCCAAUGCUCAUGACUUCAUCAAAAAACUACCUCAUGGCUAUAAAACAAUUAUCGGUGAAGGUGGUGUACAGCUGUCAGGAGGCCAGAAACAGCGCAUAGCAAUAGCACGGACGCUAAUACGCAAUCCAAAAAUACUGCUGUUAGAUGAGGCAACGAGCGCACUGGAUACGCAUUCUGAAGCGAUCGUGCAGGUGAUAAUUUGUAUCACUUUCAUGUCAAAACUGAUGAAAGCCAAUCGAAGAAACAGUUCCACCAGAACUUUGUCUUUUACUCUACUAUAAUU
Messenger RNA from Gongylonema pulchrum, 752 nucleotides. The record is from the annotation of a GenBank genome assembly. NCBI's taxonomy places the organism in Eukaryota, Metazoa, Nematoda, Chromadorea, Rhabditida, Gongylonematidae.